This is a messenger RNA of Microtus ochrogaster (prairie vole), 2528 nucleotides long. It is a transcript of the gene Hnrnph1, whose product is annotated as heterogeneous nuclear ribonucleoprotein H1. The transcript has 13 exons. The record is from RefSeq and is a predicted model, not a curated record. Gene Ontology annotation, molecular function: RNA binding. Bases 431 to 1780 code for a protein of 449 amino acids. NCBI's taxonomy places the organism in Eukaryota, Metazoa, Chordata, Mammalia, Rodentia, Cricetidae.
GUGGCAAGCGUAGGCUGCCACAGGGAGUCGCGGAUCUCCCGCCGGCGUGGCAGCGCCGCCUAGGCCUGCAGGCCGCGCCGCUUCUAUUGUGUGAGGUGUCUGAGGAGGCGGAGCGGAAGCGGCGGCCGCCAUUUCUUUGCCUCCACCAUGGCUCUAAGCCGGGGUCUCCUUAGUUGGGGGCCUCAACACUGGGAGCACAGAGUGGCUUCGGGCGUCGGGUCGCUCGCCGAGGGUGGGUUGCAUGCUUGAGGCUGCAGGGUUGAGGCAUCUGCACGGGCGGGGCUCCCAUCGGGGCGCCCCGAUCCUGCAGGGCGCCCUGAAGUGGGAGGGCCAUUGAAAUGACUCUUUCUCCGCUGUGCCCGUAACACACCCACCAUCCCACCCCCGCCGCCCCGCAGUCUGUUUCGACGUCAGGACCCGCGAAGAGACGAUGAUGCUGGGCGCAGAAGGUGGAGAGGGCUUCGUGGUGAAGGUCCGGGGCUUGCCCUGGUCCUGCUCCGCGGAUGAGGUGCAGCGCUUUUUUUCUGACUGCAAAAUUCAAAAUGGGGCCCAAGGUAUUCGUUUCAUCUACACCAGAGAAGGCAGACCGAGUGGCGAGGCUUUUGUUGAACUUGAAUCAGAAGAUGAAGUCAAAUUGGCCUUGAAAAAAGACAGAGAAACUAUGGGACACAGAUAUGUUGAAGUAUUCAAGUCAAACAACGUUGAAAUGGAUUGGGUGUUGAAGCAUACUGGUCCAAAUAGUCCUGACACGGCCAAUGAUGGCUUUGUACGGCUUAGAGGACUCCCUUUUGGAUGUAGCAAGGAAGAAAUUGUUCAGUUUUUCUCAGGGUUGGAAAUCGUGCCAAAUGGGAUAACAUUGCCGGUGGACUUCCAGGGGAGGAGUACGGGGGAGGCCUUCGUGCAGUUUGCUUCACAGGAAAUAGCUGAAAAGGCUCUAAAGAAACACAAGGAAAGAAUAGGGCACAGGUAUAUUGAAAUAUUUAAGAGCAGUCGAGCUGAAGUUAGAACUCAUUAUGAUCCACCACGAAAACUUAUGGCCAUGCAGCGGCCAGGUCCCUAUGACAGACCUGGGGCUGGCAGAGGGUAUAACAGCAUUGGCAGAGGAGCUGGUUUUGAAAGGAUGAGGCGUGGUGCUUAUGGUGGAGGCUAUGGAGGCUAUGAUGAUUAUAAUGGCUAUAAUGAUGGCUAUGGAUUUGGUUCGGAUAGAUUUGGAAGAGACCUCAAUUAUUGUUUUUCAGGAAUGUCUGACCACAGAUACGGGGAUGGUGGCUCUACUUUCCAAAGUACAACAGGACACUGUGUUCACAUGCGGGGAUUACCAUACAGAGCUACUGAGAAUGACAUUUAUAAUUUUUUUUCACCACUCAACCCUGUGAGAGUACAUAUUGAGAUUGGACCUGAUGGCAGAGUAACUGGUGAAGCAGAUGUUGAGUUUGCAACCCAUGAAGAUGCUGUUGCAGCUAUGUCAAAAGAUAAAGCAAAUAUGCAACACAGAUAUGUUGAACUCUUCUUGAAUUCUACAGCAGGAGCAAGCGGUGGUGCUUACGAACACAGAUAUGUAGAACUCUUCUUGAAUUCUACAGCAGGAGCAAGCGGUGGUGCUUAUGGUAGCCAAAUGAUGGGAGGCAUGGGCUUGUCAAACCAGUCCAGUUACGGUGGCCCAGCCAGCCAGCAGCUGAGUGGUGGUUAUGGAGGUGGCUAUGGUGGCCAGAGCAGCAUGAGUGGAUAUGACCAAGUUUUACAGGAAAACUCCAGUGAUUUUCAAUCAAACAUUGCAUAGGUAGCCAAGGAGCAGUGAACAGCAGCUACUACAGUAGCGGAAGCCGUGCAUCUUUGGGCGUGAAUGGAAUGGGAGGGAUGUCUAGCAUGUCCAGUAUGAGUGGUGGAUGGGGAAUGUAAUAGAUUUUAAUCACUGACUUUUGGUCUUUUUUUUUUUUUUUAAGGAAAACAAACCCUUCAGUUUAACAGUUGCAAUCCAUCCUUGUGAUUUAUGCCUACUUUUUAAGUAAACAUUGGCAUCUCUCAAAGGACUAAGGUCCAAUGUUAAACAUAGUCACCUAGGAUGAUACAGUGAAGUUGAGUGAACUGUAACUGUUAAACAAUUCCCAGCUUUUCUCUAGUUACUGUAGGAUGUAUGUAAGUAGUAAGCGUAUUUAGGUUAAAGCAGUUGAAUUAUGUUAAAUGUUGCUCUUAUACAUACAUUACAUUGAACACUGUUGAUGCAUGUUGAAAAGACAUGCUUUUUUGUAAAACUCAAUAUAGGAGCAGCGUCUACAAUUAAAAGUGAAACAUUUGGCAUGUUUGUUCUAAUUUCAUUUGAUAACCUGUAAGGCACGUGAGUUGUGGUUCUUUUUUUUUUUAAGUUAAUGGAGAAAUCUUGAGACGCAAUACCAUUACUUUAGGAUUUUUUGGUCUUGGUGUUUGUAUGAAAUUCUGAGGCCUUGAUUUAAGUCUUUCAUUGUAUUGUGAUUUCCUUUUAGGUGUAUUGCGCUAAGUGAACCUUGUCAAAUAAAUCUUUUUAAAAGCCA